AUGAACUCUGCGUCACUAGAGGAGACACUGGCAUUCCUGGAUGAGGAGCUGCAACAGCCUGAUAUUGCUGUAGACAGCAGUGUUGAAGGCUUACCGUUGUUUGGUGCUGAUGCAUGGGACCCGGAGGAGCUUCUAGCGUCGAUCGACAACGAUAUCGGAGAGUUUCGCAUUGAGUCGACGCCUUCCAGUGAUUCCGUUGCUGAGGCUCAGCCACAAUCAGAAAAUACAUCAACUCAGACUGCACAAAGCGUCAAGAAACAGGUCAAACCGAAAAGGAAGAGAAAGAAGCAGCUGAACUCGAAUAGAGCUCGUGACGAACGUCGCUACGAGGUGGUGCGCCUGCGGAGAGAAGUGGAAGACAUGGAGCUCACGUUGCAACAACUCAAGGAGAUUCGAAGCCAGCAGGAUCAUAGUGGAUCUACACGAGACAGUCAGUGUGAAGAGGAGGACGCAAGUGGAAUUCCAGCAGUUUGGCAAGACAUUUGCACUCGACAGCUAAAUAGACGACUGAAAGCGGAACAAGAGAAUGCCAAGCUGAAGAAACGCUGGGAAGAAGAGAAAAGGGUAGUCAAAAGCAUCGAGAAUAUGCUGUUCAAACGCAUGGCUCUCACUGGCAAGGCACAUCCUGGAGCGAGCAAACACACGCGACGCACAAACCUUCCUGCGGAAUACAUCAAACGAGUCGCAGCCUUUAUCUUUGACGAGCUUUCUGCUAGCGUCGAGGUUUCUUAUCGUGAAGUAGAAGAAAUUAUUGCAGGCGAUGGUCCAGUUCCGAAGAAUGUGGUGACGCACCAACCGUUGCUACGUGGCGGCAUGAAGGGAAUGUAUCGCAGGCUGUUCGACAAACGAGUGGUGCCUUUUACACUGUCGGAGACGGGCGAUGCAUGGUGGAAACACUGGCAUAGUUACAGAGGCCAGAAGAUGCCAGACCCGACGACUAAUGUGGUCACUGAGAGCUUUGGACUGGAGAUGACUGACCUCAAGACCAACGCUUCUGCUACAUCCUACGGCCAGCAAAUUUUACGCCGACACGUCGAGGAGAACCGCAUCGUGUUCGUUUGGAACGCAUAUAUAGAGCCGUUCGUAUUCGAGAACCAGCCCGUUAGUGGAGUCUACUUGCUCGAGCAAAGUCAUGUGCUUAUCAAGCCAGUUGAUCCCGACUCAAAUUCAGAAGAUGACAAGAAACAUGAAUGCUUCACCAGCAUAUCAACGUGCUAUGUCAUCACGCCGCAUUUCUUGGAUCCAGAGCUGAAGAACGAUCCCAAUACUACCACACUACUCGAUUUCUUGGUCAGUGCGCUAUCUGCCAAUAUCAGAAGACGCAACGAGUCAGUUGAGAAUCUGCUACUGGAUCAGGCACUGCACAAACACCACACGAACCUGUAA
Phytophthora nicotianae INRA-310 is the source of this 1386-nucleotide messenger RNA. RefSeq lists its product as hypothetical. Bases 1 to 1386 code for a protein of 461 amino acids. NCBI's taxonomy places the organism in Eukaryota, Oomycota, Peronosporomycetes, Peronosporales, Peronosporaceae. The record is from RefSeq and is a predicted model, not a curated record. The transcript has a single exon.